This is a messenger RNA of Rhododendron vialii, 1143 nucleotides long. RefSeq names its product fasciclin-like arabinogalactan protein 7. The coding region runs from base 96 to 866 and encodes 256 amino acids. Lineage: Eukaryota; Viridiplantae; Streptophyta; Magnoliopsida; Ericales; Ericaceae. The record is from RefSeq and is a predicted model, not a curated record. The transcript has 2 exons.
AUGCAAGCUUCACUACAUUACCACACCCCACCGCUAACACACACACACAGUACUGCUAGCUCCUUUGUCUUUGAGGAAGUUGAAGAAUACUAUACAUGGGCUUGGGAAAGAUGACGGAUUUCACUGUGAUGCUCAUUGUUACCACCACAUUAGUCCUUAUUUUUUCUCCAUCAGCAUAUUCCCAAUCUGAUAACCUAGGCGACAUACUCGGUGCGCCGGCCUCCUCCUACAGCUCCUUCUACAGCCUGCUCGAGAGCUCCACCGGCACCAGCCGGAUCCUGCAAGACCAAGCCGACACUCAGCAAGGACUAACCCUGUUUGUCCCGAACAACAACGCCAUCGCCACGGACCCCGUCCCUUGGGGAACUCUCUCCGUAGCCCAGAUCCAGUCACUUAUCCUCUUCCAUGCCGUCCCGCAGUACUACGGCAUAUCAGCCUUGAACACCCUGAGCCAACUCAGCCCUGUCGUCACAAUGGCCGGAGGACAGUACACCUUGAAUUUCACGGUUGUGUCGCAAGCCCUUUACCUGAACUCCGGUUGGACCAGCGCCAAAGUAGUCGACGUGGUGAAGCUAAAUACUUCUACUCUCCAGAUUUACCAGAUUGACGCGGUGCUCAAGCCUGAGGCUAUUUUUGGUACUAAUAUCCCCCCUCCUCCCUCUACUGCUACUGCAACUCCGUCAUCUUCGGCUCCUCCUCCUCCAACUACUGCUACACCUGCGACUCCGACAAGUUCAACGCCAUCGGCUCCUCCUCCACCUCCGACAAGUUCAACGCCUACGACAACUAUAACUAUUGCACAUUCAGUGGCUUCUCUUCUGAUUGUCGGUUUGGGUGGUUGGAGUGGGAUUGUUUUAGGAGUUUGAGGUGGGAUACUAUUGUUGUUGUAGGAGAGUAUGAUGAGGAUCGGGUCGCUACGCCAUAUCUUGAGUCGUUGGACCGUCGCAAGGGUUUGGCGGAACGCGGUCCGUUUUGUUUGUAGCAUCAAAUAACGAAAUCAUUUCUUCAGGAAGGAUAUGUUUUCUUUUCUAGAAGAUUCUGAUUUUUAGGGUGCCAUCUGUUUUGGCACGUUUCCUUUGUUCUCUAGCAAUGUCAAAUCUGAGAAUAUAUAUCUCAUACUACAUGUGUUGUUUAUUGGCUUAA